AUGGGUGAUGCAGCAGUGGGGAGAAUUCUUACCCAUAUGAAUAAGGACCACAAGCUGGCACUCGUAGACUAUCUAUAUGUAUAUGGUGGAGUGCCAAUCACGGAUCAAAUUAGCAAUGUUCGGCUGUUUAACAUCGAAUUGGAGUAUAUGACUUUGCAGUUUCAGCAUGGUGCUGUGGAAUAUGACAUUGAGAAGACUAUUUUGUUUCAGCCUCCUUUGAAUGAUUGGUCAGAAGCUAGGGAGAGGCUGGUAAGUAUGGCUAACGAAGCCGCAAAAAAACGCAAUCUGUCGACCAUUCAAGUUAAUGACAUGUCUUACCCAAGCACUGUACUUGAGCUGAUUAUCUUGGUACUCGCUCAGUUACCGUUGGUAUGCUACUAUUUCCGCUCAGUUUUGUAUUGGUUGCCAAUACCGCUUGCAUUGAAGCAGUUCCUGGAUAGCGAUGUAACGCUGUUGGGUGUUACUCUACUCGCCUAUAUCACGCAUGCGCUGGAAGUGUUGUUUCUAUUGAAGCCAAGACUUGAAUUUUAUAGAGUGCCAACAGACUUUUUAAUCGAAUGGUAUUUGUUUGGCAUCUUGGAAGGUUACGCACCAGUGAAAAGGCUGGAGCAAUUAGCAACACGAAUCAAGAUGAAGGAAGAUAAGUGA
Zygotorulaspora mrakii is the source of this 648-nucleotide messenger RNA. RefSeq lists its product as uncharacterized. The coding region runs from base 1 to 648 and encodes 215 amino acids. The record is from RefSeq and is a predicted model, not a curated record. The transcript has a single exon. Lineage: Eukaryota; Fungi; Ascomycota; Saccharomycetes; Saccharomycetales; Saccharomycetaceae.